CCAAUUCACCAUAAUCUACUUUUGUAUUAUGAAAAAUCUGUUAAGUAGAACAGUCAUUGUGGAAAAAAUACACAGAAAACUAAAUGACAAAAGUGUUUCAGGAAAGUGUUUCAAAAUGUCAUCAAUUUUAGCUAUGCUGGUGAUAACUGUUUAUAUAGAAAUGGUACCAGGAUUUCAGGAUAAUAUAGUCACAGUCGGAGUUAAAAGAGGAGAAAAAGUUGUUUUAAAAUGUUCAAGCUGCGGAUCUGGAGGGACUUGGUUAGGUCCGAAAGUCAACAAAGCAAACGGAACAACUUUGACUUAUUUUACAAAUUAUCGUAAAAACCCGAUAUUGAACCAGUCAAAGUAUUUUGUGCAGGCAAAUGAAGGAAACUAUGACUUGAAUAUUCUAAAUUUUCAAAAAGAAGACACUGGUGUUUAUAUAUGCAGAUUUCUCAAUAACGGGACAUUUAAUGAAAAUAAGUAUAACGUUUUAUUACUAGAGUAUUCAUCAAGUACGACGAUGUUCUACGUCGAAGGAAGGAAUACUGCUCCAGAUACUACUUCAGAUUGGGCAACAAACACAGUACUUCUAAAAGAAGAUAAUCGUUGUACAUGUAAUUCGACACCGAAUUAUGAGUAUUGGAAGGUAUCAGGUGGUUUCUUAGGAGGAUUUUUUGUAUGCUUAAUCUGUUCAAAUAUAUAUUAUUACCUCAAACGUAAGAAAGCAUCAAAUGACAUAUUCGAAGUUCAAAGGGAGGUUCAGUAUGAUGGAAUAGGCACCAUUAACUAUAAUGUUGUUAAUAUCGAAACAUUGCGUGACGAUAUAAGAGAUAGAAUGUCUGUAAUUCAUUUGUCUGGGAUCAAUAUCGAAACCAGUUCUGCUAAAUCACAAACUUCAAGCUACAGUUCUACCAUAGAUUCAUUAUCAAGAAAAACAGAAGGAUCUGAAAAUACAUACGAAUCAAUAAACCUCGAUCAAGAUAAUACUCAGGAAUAUAGAAAGAGUGCUGGAAACACUAUAACAUCAUCUAGUUUCUAUGACAUUGAUAAAAGUUCUACCAAAUCACAAACCUCAAACGACAGUUCUACCAAUGAUUCAUUAUCAAGGAAAACAGAAGGAUCUGAAAAUACAUACGAAUCAAUAAACCUCGAUCAAAAUCAUACUCAGGAAUUUAAAAAAUGUGAAGUUAGUACCACAACUUUAACUAGCUUAUAUGACAAUACUUUGUUUUUUCAAAAAAGUCAAAAAAUGAAAGGUGAUCCAGAUGAUAAAACCCCAUGGCUAUUUAUUUACAACCGCAUAGAAAAUUAGAUAAAAGUAAUCACCAAUCGAUUAACAUGUACAAGAAGAGCAAAAAAACCUUUAAUUAUGUAAAUUUGUUAUUUUGAUAUCAAUGAAGGUCUCGAUAUGGAAGUUAACGAGGAGGAAAACACAUCAAAAGGGGGAAACUUUCAUGUUGUUCUCAUGCAGGCGGUGUUAAUUUCUCAUUCAUUUGUGAUUCCAAAACCCUUAUUCAAUACAUACAAUUUAGGUGAAGUGGUGCUUAAUAAAGCCAUACAAUUUACGCAUUGCCAAGUACUUUGUUUAUUAAAGUUUGUCUGCUUUUAUGAUGACAAAGAAUUCUGUAAAGCUAACAACUAUUGGUCAAAUAAGAAACACCAGUGACUUCAUACAGGAACUUCUUAGGAAGAAAGAUAAGAAGUUAGCAAUAUCCUUUAACUCUACGUUCCGCUAUAUAGAUGAUGUUCUCUCACUAAAUAAUACAAAAUUUGGUGACUAUGUUGAACGAAUCUAUCCCAUCGAACUAGAGAUAAAGGAUACUACAGAUACAGUUAAGUCUGCCUCAUAUCUUGACUUACAUCUAGAAAUUGACAAUGAGAGUCGGUUGAAAACAAAACUUUACGACAAAAGAGAUGAUUUCAGCUUCCCAAUUGUGGACUUUCCAUUUCUAUGUAGCACAUUCCAGCAGCGCCUGCAUACGGAGUAUAUAUCUCCCAAUUGAUACGAUAUUCCCGGGCUUGUGUUUCCUAUCAUGAUUUCCUUGAUAGAGGAUUGCUGCUCACAAGGAAGCUAUUAAGCCAAGAGUUCCAAAUGGUGAAGUUGAAAUCAUCCCUUCGUAAAUUUUACGGACGCCAUCACGAGUUGGUUGACCGUUAUGGAAUAACCGUUUCACAGAUGAUAUCGGAUAUGUUCCUUAUGUCGUAACUACAAUACCCUUCCCUUUUCACGAAUGUGACUUACCGAAUUAGACUAUUUACCGGAUUUGUAAUAACAUAAGCAACACGACGGGUGCCACAAGUGGAGCAGGAUCUGCUUACCCUUUCGGAGCACCUGAUAUCACCCCCAGUUUUUGGUGGGGUCCGUGUUGCUAAGUCUUUAGUUUUCUAUGUUGUGUCAUCUGUACUAUUAUUUGUCUGUUUGUCUUUUUAUUUUUGGCCAUGGCGUUGUCAGUUUGUUUACGAUCUAUGAGUUUGACUGUCCCUCUGGUAUCUUUCGUCCCUCUUUUAUCGAUGUGCAAGUCUUAUAUUUCUAUUUAGAAUGAAUAAAUCAAGAUACAAUUAGCACCUUCCAGGUACCUCUCUUGCAAACCUGGUAAAAUAUGCAAUAUUUAAAUAAGCUUUAGUGGCAGCUAUCAUUUAAAGUAUUGUGAACAGGUUGAUUACUUCAGAUUAAGUUAUGUUCCUAUUUUCGUAGGCCAAUUUAGCUGUUCAGAGAUUCUUUGUGUCUAGUACAAUUCUCAAGACAACAGCCCAAAAGGGCAGAACAAAGAGGUUAUAAUUAAGAAUGGUUAUAAAAUGGCAAUAGCUCCUACAGUCUUUUAUAGGUGUAAGCUUCAAUAAAAUGAGAAAGAGUAAAUGAAUUUAUCAUAGAUACAAAAAUUGACAUUUUGUACGUAAGACGCGCGUUUCGUAUAAAAAUGUUUAAUUCAAUGACGCUCAAAUAAAAACGGUUAAAUAGGCCAAAUGGUGUAUGCUGUAUGACAUGCCGAAUGCCGAAUUUUUAUUUUAAUUUGUUUUAUAAAAGAUAUAUUGAAAUAUACAAUUCCCACAAACUGGAUGCAUUGUUGGUAAAUCUGAAUGGUUAAGAUCAGAUAUUAUUUUUAAGGAAUCUGUUUAUUUAUCUUAUUAUUUGAACGUUUUUUACUAUAUUUAAGUUUAUCUAUUGGCUACACAAUUCGAUGUUUUAUUUUGUGGUGCUUUAAUGUAAAAUGAUAUUAAAGUUUCUUAUUACUUUA
This is a messenger RNA of Mytilus californianus (California mussel), 3218 nucleotides long. RefSeq lists its product as uncharacterized. The transcript is spliced from 5 exons. The record is from RefSeq and is a predicted model, not a curated record. NCBI's taxonomy places the organism in Eukaryota, Metazoa, Mollusca, Bivalvia, Mytilida, Mytilidae. The coding region runs from base 29 to 1294 and encodes 421 amino acids.